Messenger RNA from Lingula anatina, 1483 nucleotides. RefSeq lists its product as uncharacterized. Gene Ontology annotation, cellular component: intracellular anatomical structure. Lineage: Eukaryota; Metazoa; Brachiopoda; Lingulata; Lingulida; Lingulidae. Gene Ontology annotation, molecular function: helicase activity; RNA binding; ATP binding. The record is from RefSeq and is a predicted model, not a curated record.
ACUAAAGUGCUCGCCCAUCGCCUCUGACUACGGAAAUGACAAGAUACAUGUGUGUACUGCAAGCAUUGUGAAAUAUGAGAAGCUAUUUGCUUUAUUUCAUAUGUAAAAAGAUAACAAAAAUGGUCACCGAAACCAUUUUCUAAAUAAACAUUAUCCUUUGAAGCUUUGGCCUUAAUUACUAUACCGAUAAGAGCAGGGCUAUAUGUUGUUGAUAAACUGUCUGCGAUUUUUAAAGGUAGCGGUAGUUAUUUGUAUGUACGUAUGGUAAUAGUCAGGUAUUGUCCAGAUUACUGGAGAUGGAGAGAUCAUUAAUGAUCUGAGCAGUAGUGUCUUCUGUAGCACAUUACAUCAUACAUGGGCCAAUUUCCUGAGGAUCCAGUAGCUAUUUAUCUUAAGGCGGGAAGAUAUGUACUGGUAGAAGUGACAGUCACCAUGGCAACAGCAAGUUCCAACCCUGACCAGGAGAAUUUUUUUCGUAUGACUGUAUUAAUUGUAGAUAAUGCCUUGAAAGUUUUGCAAGAUGUUCUUCAGAAAGAGCUUACAACAGAGUAUCCCAAUUUAUUUGACCUGAGCACUGGGUUGUUACGUGGGGUGCUUGGUGAUGGAAUUGUCAGAACAAAACUGGAUAGACUAGUACGAUCCAGAGUACUUAAUGUACAUCAACAAAACCAGCUGUAUCCUGGUGGAAACCCCUCCUCAUCAGUGACUGUUGGUGAUUUAGACAUCACAUUGACUGUGCUUAUGCUGAGAAAUAUCACAACAUUGAAUCCACGACCACCGUUGAAUGCAUGGGACAACCCCUCUGACUCAGACACAUCAAGAGAAGCCACGAUUGGGCGAGUUAAAAGAUAUCGAAACAUUGUGUAUGGUCAUGCUAACAAGGCAGCAAUUAGUGAUCAAGAUUUCAGGGCACAUUUCUCAGGGCUCAAGUCCAAUUUGCUGGCUCUCUCUAGUAUGUACACCGAUGAGGAAUAUGAUGCCAUCUUGUCUAAACCUCUUGAUGCUGCUUUACUGGAGAGAAACCAGAGCAUUCUGAAAGAAUGGUAUAAUUAUGACAAAGAUGUGAAAGAUCAGCUGGUAAAAGUCAUACAUGAAUUGAAAGAAGGUGAAACAAAGCUGCAGGACCAUGUGGAACAGGUUCAUAAAAGAAGUGAAGACACUAUUCUCAAGAAGAUGGACAGUGUCGCUCAAAAUACACAUAAUAAACUUGAGGAAAUCUCUCAAAGAGUCACACAGAUGGACAUAGGUCAGUCAGAGCUGAAGGACAAAUUUAAGCAGACACAGAAGUUCAUGGAAGAGGUCAAAGCUGCACAAAAAGAAGACUCGCAGAAUAUCCAAUUUCAUCUAGAAAAAGGAAGAGGAGAACUUGCAUCUUUAAGAUCAACGCAAGGUCAGCAACUCCAAAUGACAAAAGAAAUGCAAGAAAAUGUCCAGACAAUAUGUGACAGAGACCGAGAUACAACAGAAUUUCAGAAAACUCCAG